CCUACAAAACCCCAAACAGCAUAAAUCCCAAUAGCGCAUCUCAAUUCUAAACCCACACACACACACACACACACACACAUCGCAUUCCGGCGCAAGUUAGCUCACACCACCGUACGAAGCAGAUUCUGAAAUGGCGGCAUCAGCUUCGUCGACGAGCCUUAAACCCUCAGCCGCGUCCACCAACGGCUUAUGGCUGAGCCAGCGGCGCCCCCUCUCCACCACUUUCGGCGUCACCGCCCUCUCCUUCCGCCGCCACCGCGACCAACCCCGCCGAUUCGUCGUCCUCUCGAUGGACGCGAAGCCGACGAUUCUCGUAGCCGAAAAGCUCGGCGAGGCGGGGGUGAAGCUCCUCAAGGAAUUCGCUAACGUGGACUGCUCUUAUAACCUCAGCCCCGAGGAGCUCUGCACCAAGAUCUCACUCUGCGACGCGCUGAUUGUCAGGAGUGCGACCAAGGUGAGCCGGGAGGUGUUUGAGUCCUCCGCCGGUAGGUUGAAGGUCGUCGGAAGAGCUGGCGUUGGUAUUGACAACGUAGAUCUGGCGGCGGCGACUGAGCACGGAUGUCUUGUGGUCAAUGCGCCGACUGCUAACACCGUCGCUGCGGCGGAGCACGGUAUCGCUCUAAUCACUGCCAUGGCCAGAAACAUUGCUCAAGCUGAUGCCUCUGUCAAAGCUGGUAAAUGGUUGAGGAGCAAAUAUGUGGGUGUAUCUCUUGUCGGCAAGACACUAGCUGUGAUGGGAUUCGGUAAGGUUGGAUCAGAAGUUGCCAGGCGUGCAAAGGGGCUUGGUAUGAAUGUCAUUGCACACGAUCCCUAUGCCCCUGCUGACCGUGCACGUGCAAUAGGUGUAGAACUUGUGAGCUUUGAUGAAGCUAUUGGAACUGCUGACUUCAUCUCCCUUCACAUGCCACUCACCGCCGCUACCUCGAAAAUUCUGAACGACGAAACUUUUGCGAAGAUGAAAAAGGGUGUUAGAAUCGUUAAUGUUGCGCGUGGAGGUGUGAUUGACGAGGAUGCGCUUGUGAAGGCCAUUGAUGCUGGCAUUGUGGCUCAGGCAGCACUUGAUGUAUUCACAGAAGAGCCUCCGGCAAAGGAUAGCAAGUUGGUACAAAAUGAAAAUGUAAUUGCAACUCCACAUCUUGGUGCCAGUACAAUGGAAGCUCAGGAAGGGGUUGCCAUUGAAAUAGCUGAAGCUGUUGUUGGAGCUUUGAAGGGGGAGCUUGCUUCCACUGCUGUCAACGCACCCAUGGUUCCUGCUCAGGUCCUCACGGAGCUGAAACCCUACGUAGCCCUCUCUGAAAAGCUCGGCCGCCUCGCCGUCCAACUAGUUGCCGGCGGCAGCGGGGUCAAAACCGUAAAAGUGACCUACGCCUCCGCUCGAGCACCCGACGACCUCGACACAAGGCUCCUCCGAGCCAUGAUCACAAAGGGUCUAAUCGAGCCAAUCUCGAGCGUCUUCGUAAACCUAGUCAAUGCAGAUUUCACCGCAAAGCAAAGAGGAAUCCGAAUAACCGAAGAAAGGGUCACACUAGACGGUUCCCCGGAAAACCCACUCGAACUAAUCCAGGUCCAGAUCGCAAACGUCGAAUCGAAAUUUCAUAGUGCCAUGUCAGAUUCGGGCGAGAUUAAAGUGGAGGGGCACGUGAAAGAUGGGGUCCCGCAUUUGACUAAGGUGGGGUCGUUCGAAGUGGAUGUUAGCUUGGAGGGGAGUAUUAUACUGUGCAGGCAAGUUGACCAGCCAGGUAUGAUUGGGAAAGUGGGGAGUAUUUUGGGAGAGGAGAAUGUGAAUGUCAGCUUUAUGACUGUGGGGAGGAUUGCUCCGAGGAAGCAGGCGGUUAUGGCUAUUGGGGUGGACGAGGAGCCGAGCAAGGCGGCAUUGAGGCGGAUCGGCGAGAUUUCUGCUGUCGAGGAACUCGUUUACCUCAAAUUGUAGGGUGUUUGUUUUGCUUUCGCCAAUUUUGAUGGUUUUUUUUUAGUUUGUGAAAUUAAAUAAUUGAAGUAUGUGUUUUGCUUUGUUGGAGGGUGAGAGUUGUAUCAAGUUUUGCAAUUAGACCCUAUAUUUUAAAUUAUUAGUUCUCAAUUUGAAUUGCUUCUUAAAAUUAGUAUUUGAUAUGGAGUUAAUUUAA
Messenger RNA from Erythranthe guttata (spotted monkey flower), 2123 nucleotides. Its product is annotated as D-3-phosphoglycerate dehydrogenase 1, chloroplastic. Lineage: Eukaryota; Viridiplantae; Streptophyta; Magnoliopsida; Lamiales; Phrymaceae. The record is from RefSeq and is a predicted model, not a curated record. Gene Ontology annotation, molecular function: phosphoglycerate dehydrogenase activity; NAD binding. Gene Ontology annotation, biological process: L-serine biosynthetic process.